GUUAGCGAUAACCCUGUUGGAAGGGGCCAAUCAUAAGAUACCGCAGGAAAACGGGUUACCGUUAGCGGCUUCGUUUGAAAGCUCUCAAGAACGCAGGAUGAUCCCGCGUUUUGCACCCAACAGCAGCCAGCUUCUGUUCAGAAGCUCACCUGCGCCCAAGAAAAGAAAGUGAACGUUGCAGAGUUGCACCAUUUCUGUCCCAAUGUGGGUUGCCCUCAUGUUGGCUUCAGGUGCUCAUCUGAACAAAGGGUGGACGCGAUCUGGCAACAGGUAGCUGCAGAAUUGAGGAAUCUCUACUGCGUAGUGAGCCGUAGGAGAUGGCGGCGCUGGAAUACGGUGGCCCUGUGCCAAGCAUCUCAGAGAUUCUGCACAAGGCUAUCAAUGAGCGUGUGUUCCCUGGAGCGGCUGUUGCAUAUGGGGACUGCGGAGAAAUGUGCUUUUCUCACGGCUAUGGUACCUACACAUUCGAGUCGAACCUGAAGGCCUCCGAGCAGUCGCUGUGGGAUGUUGCAUCAUUGACAAAGAUUAUGGUGACAGUCCCCGCUAUCAUGAUCCUCUACGAGCGUGAUUUGAUUGAGUUGGACGCUCCGGCCGCGCGCUACCUCCCCGCCUUCGGCCAGCACAAGAAGGGCCACGUGACUGUGCGUCAGCUGCUGACGCACACGGCAGGCCUGCGCGAGUUCUACCCGUUUUACGACAUGGGCCUGACGACGCGAGAACAGAUUCGGAAGUUCAUCCUGGCCGACAAGUGCUGGUAUCCCCCGGGCACCACCAAGUACAGCGACCUCUCCAUGAUCGUGCUCGGUUGGAUCGUCGAGGAGAUCACCGGGCAGCCGCUGGAGGCCUUCGUUAAGAAGGAGCUGCACCAACCGCUGGGCAUGCACGACACCCAUUUCCGACCAGUGGGCGAAACCGACUUCGACAUUCGGGUUAUUCCAACCGAGGUCGACCAAGGGUUCCGCAAGCGGCUGCUCUGGGGAGAAGUGCACGACCCUACGGCGUACCUGUUGGGCGGCGUCGCUGGACAUGCGGGACUAUUUUCCACCGCCAAAGACAUCGCUCGGUACGCCCGGAUGCUGCUGGCGGGCGGCGUAGACCCGGCCAGCGGGCGGCGCUUCUUCGAGGAGAGCACGCUGCGAUUAUUCACACGGCAGCAGCCGCCGACGGAGCUCAGCCCGCGGCCCUUCGCACUGGGCUUUGACACGACGACGCGGCGGGCCCUGGACAACUACACGUCAGGGGGGAGCUUUCUGGGCCGAAGAGCCUUUGGGCAUACCGGAUUUACAGGCACGUCCCUGUGGAUCGACCCGGAGCGCAACGUUUUCGUGGCGCUGCUGACAAACGCGGUGCACCCGAGCGCUGGAUCGCUCUCCGGGGCGAAGAUUCGAGAAGUCCGGCCCGCAGUCGCCGAUGCCGCCGUCUUGACACUCGAAGCCCUUCCUUUCCAGAGGGCAAGAUUGAUGUGGUACGAUCUAGCACUCCCGGAACGGGGGGCUGAAAUGGGCGCUGAAUCGGACCCCCAGCCCGCGGGCCUCAUGGCGUCUUUUGCAGCCGGCCCUAGCGUGGUCGAGCUGCCGGAAAGUUCACCCCGGGGGGGUGAGACGCCUGCGCCGGUAGACUUCCUGAGUGUGGGCGCAUUUGCGAGGGUCGGAAGCGCAAUGCAAAAUGUUCGGGGGGUGCCUGUGACGAGAUUGGGAGAACGGACCGAGGCCCAUUGCUCCGUCAACGAUGGGUUGAAUGCGGUGUCGAUAGGUAGUUCUCGAGAACCUGCGGAUCAAGAAGUGCUGCCAUCGCAUUCGGAUCUAGACUCCUCGUUACUUUCUAGGAACCAUUCCUCGGCUGCUUCUAGAGACAGCCCCAGUGUAGCCGGGCAAAGCGGGGCUGAUGUUAUCCAAAGUUUCACCGUAGAAACAAGCCGAACUAUAUCCCAAAGUGACGCAGCCAUUCAUUCAAGACUUAGAAAAGGUGUGGAGAAGAAAGUCUCUCGUUCAGGGGUGUCCCUAAUGGGCGUGAUGGCUAGGCACGUGGCAUCGGCUGCGGUUGUGGGGAUGGCCAUUAAAAUCAUAUGCUGACCAACUAUCAGACAUAACCGCCUCGUUCCUUACUUCAUCAAAAGGAGACAGAAUUCUGCUUCCGAGCAAGGUAAUAGUCGUAAGUGAAAGGCGGGUAGAGAUCUCAAGAAAGAAGGGACUCAAUGUACGUCUUACUUUGUAGAAGGCGACAAAUUGAACUGCUGCCGUCUUUCACUACUGUUUCGAUAUGCUGCCUGUAUCACAC
Klebsormidium nitens is the source of this 2277-nucleotide messenger RNA. The record is from the annotation of a GenBank genome assembly. Lineage: Eukaryota; Viridiplantae; Streptophyta; Klebsormidiophyceae; Klebsormidiales; Klebsormidiaceae.